AUGUGGCUUAUGGGUGUUGCCGUAGUGCUGUGCGCAACGCAUUUGGCCUGUGCUGAGUGGCGUUGCCCGGAGCUGAGUGCUCGGCCCGCUGCGGAGUGCUCGUGCGAUCUGCCGCACACACUUCGCUGUGCCGGAGACCACACUGCUUUACAGAUCAUUGGUCGUCAUCUCCGUGAGCAGAAGGCUAGAAACAAAAACACUGCCGUUUCAUUAUUGGAUUGUGCACUGCGUGGCGUAUCAGCUUUACCGGCCGCCUCUAUUUCCGAACUGGCCGGCGUCGGCCUACAAGGACUGGUUAUAUCCUCGGGAGACAUCAGGAGAGUGCAGCAAGGAGCCUUCAGUUCGAUAUCAGCCACCUUGUUAGCGUUAGGAUUGCCAAACAAUCAGUUGCCAUCAGUGCCGACAGAAGCUUUAAAUCACCUUAUGCAUUUGGAUCGUUUGGACUUGUCUAGUAACAAAAUUCACAUGCUAGACGCGAGUUCCUUUAAGGGCAUAAAAAAUCUAACUUACUUAGAUAUAAGCGACAAUCAGCUGACUGAUAUAUCACCGGACGCAUUCAAACCUUUAUCGAAAUUAAGUGUUUUAAGGCUCAGAGGAAAUCUAUUGAAAGUUUCUGCUCUUUCUUCCUUAAAGGACGCUCAUUAUUUACGAGAGUUGGAUAUUUCGAGCAACGCUCUCGAGGGCCCGCUGGGGCCCACGACGGUGCCACCGCUUAGUUUCCUGAAUAUACUCCACCUUUCCGACAAUACGUUCGCCAGCAUACGUCGCGGUGCAUUGUCGGGUCUAAAUAAUCUGACUCACUUGAAUUUACAUAACAAUCAAGUUGACGUAUUGGAGGACUACGCUUUCAGACAUCUCACCAACUUGACGCAUUUGGAUUUGUCACAUAAUGAAAUAGUGGCUGUUUCUGGCGCCUCUUUAGCACAGCUAAUAAACCUGGUCCAUUUGGAUCUAUCGCAUAACUUCCUGAGAUCACUAUCAGCAGAACCUCUAAAGACUCUCAGAUGUCUUACCGAUUUACUUCUUCACGAUAACGACAUCGCUAUGAUUGACGAUGGAGCAUUAUCUCAGCACAAAGACUUGAGUCGAUUCACGAUCGAAGACAAUCCGCUCAAUUGCGACUGUCUAAUGGCCGGCUUCGCGAGGUGGUUGCGGGAGGCAAAAAACCUGUCCCAGUCUGACAAAUCCGCCGCAGUCUGCGCCACACCGCCCCAUUUGGAAGGGGCGCUGCUCUCCCGUCUGUCUAAAAACAAACUCUGUGACGACUUCGAGCACAUCGAGACCAAAGAGGAAAUUAAUUACGAUUACAACAAGAUUUUCGAAAGCGAUAUCGACAUGGCACGUGACAAGCUUAGCGUUGUCGACAAUCCGGUGGUCGAUGGUGAUGUAUAUAUCGAUAGGGCCGAAGGUUUAGAUGACGACAUAUACGAUGAAGAGUUAGAAGUUCCCGGAGAAGAGGACUUGCCGAUAUCUAAGACGAAAGUGGAUCUUGUGGAUGCGUGGUACGACAAAGAGGAAGUUCACCUCUCCUGGUCUCUCGAUCCCCCCUCUUCGCGGCGAUUCCGUUGUACUGGGGUGACAGCUUCUAGAGGUGGAAUGUUGCCCAAGCAUGUGGCCUGCCACAGAGCUCCGCCAGCGAAUAUCGUUCUACGCGGAUUCAAGAUCGAUCCCGCUGAACGAUACACGUUUUGUAUCGCGUUGGAGGAAAUGGAUAACAACGAUGUACCUAUGGCUUUGGUGCUGGGUUGUGGGACACCGCAACUAGUGAGGCAAAGGGCCGAGUAUAUAACAGUGGCUACCGUUUCCGUCACAACUUCACCGCCGAGACCAUCGUUCAGAGUAUCAGAGGUUCGUUCCAAUGUCACAACAGACGGAGUUCUCACUGUUCUGAUAUCAGUGAUGGGCCUCCCACCGCAGCGUUCGCCUUACGUUUUGCCGCGUUCCCAGCGACUGUCCACACCUGACAACAGGUAUCUCGCUAUGAACUGCUACGUGGUAUUGGCAGUUUUGGCCAAGGGUUCUUUAGUAGCGCAGAAGGACACUCCCUGCCAAACGACCUUGGAGAUAUCCAUGGAGGGGUUCGUACGGGGGCCCUACGAGGUGUGCGCUAAAAUCUCCAAGUACAAAAGCAACGAAAUGCGACCAAUCUGCGUUGUCCCCCAACUGCAGGAGCCAGUUGGUUCGAUGGAAAUGAAAUCAGGCAUGAAAGGCUUGAAUGUGGCGCUAGUGGGCGUGGCUCUGGGCUUGAUGGUCGUAGUGAUCGGCCUCGUAUGGUUUGUUAGGAGGAUGUUGAAGAAACCAGCUGACUUUGAGCCGCACCGAUGCUUCAGGCCGGAGCCAGUGGCGGAAGAGAACGUUAGGGCUAGCUACGUGAUGUUGACGGCGACAUCUAAAGUU
This is a messenger RNA of Iphiclides podalirius (scarce swallowtail), 2397 nucleotides long. NCBI's taxonomy places the organism in Eukaryota, Metazoa, Arthropoda, Insecta, Lepidoptera, Papilionidae. The record is from the annotation of a GenBank genome assembly.